AUGGUAAGGCCGAUUGUCGAAUAUGCCUCUGUAGUGUGGUCCCCGCACCAGUCAAUCUUGAUAAACGACCUUGAAAGGAUUCAAACCAAGUUCCUACGUUAUCUGGGCGUCCGAACUGGCUUCCUGUACAGAGAGGUACAUGUGGACCGUCCAGAUGAAGCGCUGUGUCUUCCACCAUUGGCUGCCAGAAGGAAAGUCCAAGAUUUAAUGUUUCUGUAUAAAGUCAUAAAUGGUCUGAUUGAUUGCCCUGAGUUGCUGGAACGUGUAUUUUUUCGUCUGCCUUCUCAUGCAAGAGAACUUUUUCGUUUUCGUAGAUUCCAUCAUGUGACUAACUAUGAAAUGAACAGCGCCAUGGUCAGGAUGCAACGUCUUGGAAACUCAUUGUCUGAAGAGGUGGACUUCUUCUUCGUGUCGGAGGCUACUUUCCGAAGAUCAAUUAAGGACUUCCACUUCUCUGGUGAUCAUUAG
Molecule: messenger RNA, 468 nt
Organism: Homalodisca vitripennis (glassy-winged sharpshooter)
Lineage: Eukaryota; Metazoa; Arthropoda; Insecta; Hemiptera; Cicadellidae
Exons: 1
Coding region: 1-468 (155 amino acids)
Source: RefSeq, a predicted model, not a curated record